AUGCGAGUCCUGCCCAGAGGCGUCGCCCGCGUCCCCGGCCCCUCGGGCUCGCUCUGCGCACUGAUCGCGCUGCUGCUGUUGCUGCUGACACCGCCGAAGCCCCUCGCCCACGCUGGUCCUGUCGCCGCUGUGGUGCAAGAGCUGCGCUGCAUUUGCUUAAAACCCUCUUCGGGAAGAGUUCACCCCAAAAACAUCGUUGACGUGCAGGUGAUCGCCUCAGGGCCGCAGUGCUCCAAGGUGGAAGUGAUAGCCACCCUGAAGAACGGGAAGGAACUCUGUCUGGACCCAGAAGCCCCUUUGAUCCAGAAAUUCAUCCAGAAAUAUUUGAAUAGGUACUUGCCAACUUGA
Messenger RNA from Otolemur garnettii (small-eared galago), 348 nucleotides. Its product is annotated as C-X-C motif chemokine 6. Gene Ontology annotation, biological process: antimicrobial humoral immune response mediated by antimicrobial peptide; neutrophil chemotaxis; cellular response to lipopolysaccharide. Lineage: Eukaryota; Metazoa; Chordata; Mammalia; Primates; Galagidae. Gene Ontology annotation, molecular function: CXCR chemokine receptor binding; chemokine activity. Gene Ontology annotation, cellular component: extracellular region. The record is from RefSeq and is a predicted model, not a curated record. Bases 1 to 348 code for a protein of 115 amino acids. The transcript has 3 exons.